CCCGGAUGAGGCUGAGCUGGGGGGUCUGUAGCUGGAGCGCCGGAGGAAGAGCAGGAUCAGCUGAACUACAGAAGAAAUGAAAAUGUUCUCCUAAAAUUCAUCACCAACAAAAAGGAUAUUUAUCAAAGAGCAAUGUUAAACUGCUGAAAGAGGUGAAGCACAAGCCAUCCUGAAGAAUCUCCAGAACACGCAGAAAUUGUUUGAUACAUUUAACAGACAAAUGAAGCCAAGUCCCAACAUGGAGAAACAGCAGAACUCUGUCAAGAGUUUUACUAAACAGAGUAAUCUCAAAAAACACCAGCGCAUUCACACAGGAGAGAAACCGUAUCAGUGCUCAGAUUGUGGGAAGAGUUUUACUAAACAGAGUAAUCUCAAAAAACACCAGCGCAUUCACACAGGAGAGAAACCGUAUCAUUGCUCAGACUGUGGGAAGAGAUUUAAUCAAGGCGGUCAUCUCCAACACCACCAGCGCAUUCACACAGGAGAGAAACCGUAUCACUGCUCAGACUGUGGGAAGAGAUUUAUUGAACAGAGUACUCUCAAACGACACCAGCGCAUUCACACAGGAGAGAAACCGUAUUACUGCACAGACUGUGGGAAGAGUUUUAAUAGACUGGAGACUCUAAAACUGCAUCAGCGCAUUCACACAGGAGAGAAACCGUAUCACUGCUUCAAGUGUGGGACGAGUUUUACUGUACAGAGUAAUCUCAAAAUACACCAGCGCAUUCACACAGGAGAGAAACCGUAUUACUGCUCAGACUGUGGUAUGAGUUUUACUCAACAGAGUCAACUAAAACUGCACCAGCGCAUUCACACAGGAGAGAAACCGUAUUACUGCUCAGACUGUGGGAAAAGUUUUAAUCAACAGAGUACUUUCCAAAUACAUCAGCGCAUUCACACAGGAGAGAAACCGUAUUACUGCUCAGACUGUGGGAGGAAUUUUAAUCAUCAGAGUAAUCUCAAAAACCACCAGCGCAUUCACACAGGAGAGAAACCGCAUCAUUGCUCAGACUGUGGGAAGAGUUUUACUACACAGAGUAAACUCAAAAAUCACCAGCGCAUUCACACAGGGGAGAAACCAUAUUACUGCUCAGACUGUGGGAAGUGUUUUACUACCCAGAGUACUCUCAAAAAACACCAGCGCAUUCACACAGGAGAGAAACCGUAUCACUGCUCAGACUGUGGGAAGAGUUUUAAUCAACAGAGUCAUUUCAAAACACACCAGCGCAUUCACACAGGGGAGAAACCGUAUCACUGCUCAGACUGUGGGAAGAGUUUUACUUCACAGAGUGAUCUCAAACGACACCAGCGAAUUCACACAGGAGAGAAAACUGUCCCACAUUUGUCCCACAGCAAUUAAAAGUGCAAAUCGUAAAUCUUUCAGACAGAACACCUUAUCCUACACAAAUAUUUCACUCUGUCACUUGGGACACGUUCCACCAAAAACAAACAUGAACUAAAUUUAAUCAUGGAUUUAACAGGUUCAGCAAAAUGAAUCUUAACCAGGGAUGAUGUUUAUUGAAUUCCAUGUUGUGUUUUCUCGUAUGUUUAAUAUUCCAGGACAUUCUUUGUGAGACAGAGUUCAGUUCUGAAGAAGGAGAGGUAUUUUGGGUUUGAGUGAGGGCACUGCCAGUGUGUGGACACUGAGAGCUCCCAAAAGUGAGACCCAGAGCCACAGAGAGACGACACUGUGCCGGGUACUGCCGUGUUGACCGGAGGAGCCUCCAGACCCCGCAGAGAGGCCAACAAAAUCCUUUCCAGAGGUUAAAUAAAACGGUCAGCCGUAGUUCCCAUACUGAAAUCAACCUCCUCCAGGCUUGUGUAGUGCAGUGAGGUUGUGGACACAUUUACUCCCUCUGCUGGUGUUCUCAUUUGUCUAUGGUUCAGUCGUUCUGAUUAAAAAUCUGUUACCAUAGAAGGAUAUAGAUGGAUAUUUGGUCAUUGUAUUACUCAAGUUUUAUACUCGCUUAUCUUUUUCUUAUUGAAUAUUAUAUGUUGCUGAAGGUUUUUUUUUUAAUCUUUUUUAAUCUUUACUAAGAAUAUCCAAAUCAUGUAGUUUUUAAAUUGUUUUUAUCCACUACAAACUAUUAUCUUUGUAUUGCUUCACCUCUAUAUUUACUCAUCUGUGUGUCUUAAUAAAUGGCUUUUAUAUUGCA
Molecule: messenger RNA, 2156 nt
Organism: Astyanax mexicanus (Mexican tetra)
Lineage: Eukaryota; Metazoa; Chordata; Actinopteri; Characiformes; Acestrorhamphidae
Product: zinc finger protein 585A-like
Exons: 2
Coding region: 221-1360 (379 amino acids)
Biological process (GO): central nervous system development; regulation of transcription by RNA polymerase II
Cellular component (GO): nucleus
Molecular function (GO): RNA polymerase II cis-regulatory region sequence-specific DNA binding; DNA-binding transcription factor activity, RNA polymerase II-specific
Source: RefSeq, a predicted model, not a curated record